CCAAGCCACUGCUCUGACGCUAUCAAUAGUGUCAGGAGGAGACAUGGCUCUUCGAUAACAAGCACGAUGGGAAGGAUAGUUCUUGUUGUUUUUCCUGUUCAUUUUUCUCUGAGAUCUCCUUGCUAUCAGUCGCUAAGAUGAAAUCGUCCUCUCUUUUGGUAGUGUUGGCGCUGGCCGCCGCUGUGAGCGCUCAAUCGGCACCUGAUUUCCCUGUGCAAGUCGACACGGAAUUAGCAGUGGAUUUCCAGAGCUCCUCGACCAGCUUCAUCGACCCGGGUCAAGAAAUGUCUCUGGAUGACGUUCAGGAUGCACCAACAGUAUCUGGACCACAAGGCUCGACCAGGACGCUGACUUAUAUGCUGUUCAUGGUUGACCAAGAUGUCAAAUCGGAUGACGGAACGCGCGUGCAACUCCUUCACUUCUUCCAGCCCAAUCUUGCUGGUGCAUCUGAAGUGCUCUCCGACUUCUCAACAGAUGCCGACAACGCCACCACAGCAGGGACUGUCGAGUACAUUGCUCCAAGCCCACCAGCAGGUGACGGCCCUCACCGAUACACUCUCUUAUUAUAUCGACAAUUCGAAGAUUUCUCCAUUCCAGACGAAUUCUCGUCUUUCUUCCCACCUGCUAAUACCCAGGCGAGAAUCGGCUUCGACAUGGCAGGAUUUGCCAAAGCGGCUAACUUGCCCGCGCCUGUUGGCGCCAACUGGUUCCAAGUCCAGAACGGCGAGGCUGCACCUUCGAGUACUACUAGCUCUGAGACAUCCGGCAGCACGACCGUGACGGAGACUACAUCGACCUCCAGCACAGAGACGGUCGUGACUACGAGCUCCGAGACUACAGCUAGUACGACCGCGACGGAGACUGCAUCAACUUCCGGCACAGAGAUUGUCACGAUCACCACCUCCAGCAGCACCGAAACGGCCGAGGCGACUGCGACAGCUACUGCUACAGCUACAGGAGGGUCUUCUCAGGCCACAUCUUCAUCCAGCGAAACAGCCAGUGCCACGUCAGCUGGCUCUAAUGCUGCCAGCUCCGUUGAUGUGCGGAAUAGCUUGACGGGAUUGAUCGUUGGGCUCUCGUUGAGCAUUGUUGGAAUGUGGUUCUAGAUGAGCAACGGCCUAGUCUGUGACGUCGAACUCUGGGCUGGCUGACGCAUUCAGCUCAGCACGGCGCAUUCGCAUUGCGGUGGCUGCGAUUAUAUAUUAUGCUAGUAAUGGGCAGG
Molecule: messenger RNA, 1222 nt
Organism: Exophiala xenobiotica
Lineage: Eukaryota; Fungi; Ascomycota; Eurotiomycetes; Chaetothyriales; Herpotrichiellaceae
Exons: 2
Coding region: 138-1106 (322 amino acids)
Biological process (GO): regulation of Ras protein signal transduction; regulation of proteolysis
Molecular function (GO): peptidase inhibitor activity; phospholipid binding
Source: RefSeq, a predicted model, not a curated record